AUGUCCGAUACUGGUACGAACGGGGACUUUGACCCGUCCAAAUUGGAUCCCGCGUUGCUUGCAACAUUCCCUGCCUUAACACCACCUUCUGGUGUUGAACCCAACUUCAACAAUCCUCGGUCCAUAGCGUAUCAAUGUCAGGUUGCCGUUUAUGUUCUACUGCCUAUAAUGUUAGUCCAUGUGGUGCUUCGCAUAUACACACGCCUGCAGGUAAAGAACUCGCUCGGUAUUGACGACUAUAGUUGUGCUGUAUCCUCGUUGAUGAUGACAGCUUAUUGCUCGAUAAUCCUACGCAGUCCGCAUCAAUGGGACGUAAGACUAAUAGACCUGACGGAGUCUUUCGUGAAGAUGUCGACUACACAGUUCAUCAUGUACUCCUUCACUGCAACUUUCAUCAAACUAAGCAUCCUCCUCCUCUAUAGGCGGCUGUUCUGGAUCCGAGAUUCAGCACGAUAUAUGAUCUGUAUCGGAAUGGUCGUGACAGCUCUCUUCUACCUGGCCUGCUUUAUAUCCUCCCUAAUCCAUUGCGUCCCGCGACAUGGAGAAGGUUGGCUGUCUCAAGAAUCAAAACAGCGAUGUGCCCAACCGGAACUCGAAGUAUCUGUGGUACAGGGAGUCUUUGGUGUCAUCAGCGACUUCUAUCUCUUGUUGAUACCAAUGUUGCAGGUUACAAGACUUCGGGUUACUACCUCGCAAAAGAUUGGGCUGGCUGGUCUAUUCCUUACAGGACUCCUGGCUUGUAUCUGCUCUGUUACUCUCUGCAUCUAUAGAUUCCGUCAGCGCGGAACUGAUGAUUUCACGUACAUGAGUGUCCCCGUGUACACAUUCGCUGUUGCAGAACUCAACGUGGGAAUCAUAUGCUCAUGCAUGCCUGUUAUUUUCGUGGUCGUCAAGAGCUUCUCGAAGAAGGUCACAUCGACUAUUAGAGGACGUUCAUCAGGAAGCAGAUCGGGUGAACUUCCGACCGAUGGUGUUCCUCCCAACUGCUCAUCUGAAGCUAAACCGUUGAAGCCGCUUCCCGGUGUACCUAGGGGUCAUCUCUCCACGCUCAUGUCAUUUAUCCGGAGUGGGCGUCGGAACAAUACUGAGGCAGGCUCGCUGGUAAAUGGGGACUUGAUUCUAACGAACAUGUCUGAUUUUGACCCUCGUAAAGAUACGUACCAUGCACACAUUCAGUCCAUUGAAGACAGAGCAUAAUGGCCGUGGGAUGCUCAAAAUGAGAGGCUGACACGAUGGACAUGGUGCUUCGGCUCAGCACUAGUAUUGAAAGGAAAGACGGUC
Molecule: messenger RNA, 1281 nt
Organism: Paraphaeosphaeria sporulosa
Lineage: Eukaryota; Fungi; Ascomycota; Dothideomycetes; Pleosporales; Didymosphaeriaceae
Exons: 7
Coding region: 1-1197 (398 amino acids)
Source: RefSeq, a predicted model, not a curated record